Molecule: messenger RNA, 2488 nt
Organism: Dunckerocampus dactyliophorus (ringed pipefish)
Lineage: Eukaryota; Metazoa; Chordata; Actinopteri; Syngnathiformes; Syngnathidae
Gene: slc17a8
Product: solute carrier family 17 member 8
Exons: 12
Coding region: 1-1761 (586 amino acids)
Biological process (GO): transmembrane transport; synaptic transmission, glutamatergic; regulation of synapse structure or activity
Cellular component (GO): synaptic vesicle membrane; excitatory synapse
Molecular function (GO): L-glutamate transmembrane transporter activity; neurotransmitter transmembrane transporter activity
Source: RefSeq, a predicted model, not a curated record
AUGCCUUUAGGUGCUUUAGGAGGUUUGAGGGAGCAGGUGCUAAAGCCUGGAAAAGAAGACGUGAAGAGCAGUGUGGGAAAUUCUCUAGGAAAACUGCAAAGGAAAAUAGAUGGCAGCAAUGUUGAAGUGGAAAACCACAUUGAACUGACAGAAGAUGGCCGCCCAGUGGCAUCCACAUCCCGUCCUGCUCCGCUGUUGGACUGUAGCUGUGGAGGUCUUCCCAAACGUUACAUCAUCGCCAUCCUCAGUGGUCUGGGCUUCUGCAUCUCUUUUGGCAUUCGUUGCAACCUCGGUGUCGCAAUAGUAGAGAUGGUUAACAACAAUACAAUCUAUGUCAAUGGCACUGAAGUACUUCAGAAAGCCGAGUUUAACUGGGAUCCAGAAACUGUUGGACUGAUCCAUGGGUCCUUCUUCUGGGGCUACAUUGUCACUCAAAUCCCUGGUGGUUUCAUCUCAAACAAGUUGUCGGCCAACAGGGUGUUUGGAGCUGCCAUUUUCUUGACGUCAGUGCUGAAUAUGUUUAUUCCAUCCGCAGCCAGGGUGCACUAUGGUUGUGUCAUGUUUGUUCGCAUCCUGCAGGGAUUGGUUGAGGGAGUCACUUACCCAGCAUGCCAUGGGAUGUGGUCAAAAUGGGCCCCACCCCUUGAACGCAGUCGACUGGCCACAACAUCCUUCUGCGGAUCCUACGCAGGAGCUGUGAUCGCCAUGCCUUUGGCUGGAGUGAUGGUCCAAUACGUUGGCUGGCCGUCAGUGUUUUACAUCUACGGUGUUUUUGGGAUCAUAUGGUAUGUCCUAUGGCUCCUGUUGGCAUAUGGGAGUCCUGCGGUGCAUCCAACCAUAACAGAUGAAGAAAGGAUAUACAUUGAGUCCUCCAUCGGUGAAACAAUCCACCACUUGAGUGCGGCUGAGAAAUUCAAGACACCCUGGCGUCGUUUCUUUACGUCUAUGCCGGUCUACGCCAUCAUUGUGGCCAACUUCUGCCGCAGCUGGACCUUUUAUCUGCUUCUCAUCAGCCAGCCGGCAUAUUUUGAAGAGGUCUUUGGCUUCCCCAUCAGCAAGGUGGGGAUUCUGUCAGCUGUGCCGCACAUGGUGAUGACUAUUGUAGUUCCCAUCGGAGGACAGCUGGCGGACUUCCUACGCAGUAACAAAAUCAUGACUACUACAAAUGUGAGGAAACUCAUGAACUGUGGAGGGUUUGGUAUGGAGGCUACUUUGCUGCUGGUGGUUGGAUUUUCACACACCCGAGCGGUAGCCAUUUCCUUCCUGGUGCUUGCUGUAGGCUUCAGUGGAUUUGCCAUCUCAGGUUUUAAUGUUAAUCAUCUGGACAUUGCUCCUCGCUAUGCCAGUAUCUUGAUGGGCAUUUCCAAUGGCGUGGGAACACUGUCUGGAAUGGUGUGUCCCCUGAUUGUCGGAGCCCUGACCAUACACAAGACUCGACUCGAGUGGCAGAAUGUCUUUGUCAUAGCAGCCAUGGUGCACUACUCAGGGGUCAUCUUCUACGCUAUCUUUGCCUCGGGAGAGCAGCAGGACUGGGCCAACCCCGAAAGUACCAAUGAGGAGAAAUGCGGCUUCGUUGAGCAGGACGAGCUGGCUGAAGAGUCUGAGCUCAACAGCGAGAGCACGGUGGCUCCCAAAAAGAGUUACGGAACGACAGAUAAUGAAGUGGGUUGGAAACGUGGCUGGAAAAAGAAAAGAGGGGUGACCAUGCAAGAGGAGGAAGAACAUUACCCAAAUGGGGACUAUCAGGAUGUACACCAGUGAUCCGCCCUGUGGGGUGACAGACUUUCACACUUUGUUGAAGACGACAAUUUCCACCUGUGGGAUGCUGCAGCGACAGGAAAAACAUCACAAAGUCAACUUGCUAAAAUUGUUAUAUCUUAUUAGGCUUUGGAUUUUUUUUUGUGUCACCUAUGCAACAUGCGCCUGGAAUGCAGUCCGGGUUUGAUAGUAGACUACGGUCAGAAGUGUGUUGUUGUUUUUCCUUGAAUGUUGCAGACUGACAUGAGGCACACCUACUUGAUUUAAUGGCAUCAAAUACAAGAGCUGUGUCUACCUUUACACAGAUACAAAUAACAUUGCCCCGUAAGUAUUAUUGUAACAUUAUUUUGAUCAUUUCAGUUACCUUUAGCUACAGUUGCCCCCAAAAUACCCCAACCCCCAUUGUAAUGCACAUUUCUUUUAAAAGCUUUUUUCUUGCAAACUACUGCAAGUUUCUGAACCUUGCAAAUAAAUCAAAUGUACAAUCAGGCUUGAAUAAUUUGGGUUACAACUGUGCACUAGUGGGGCUAAAUAUUAGUAGGACACGGCAGUACAGCAACAACAAUCGCAAUGCAUAUUAUUCAAUAAUACUUCUAUCAAUGUCAAUCAACACUGAGCAUUAUUGUUGUGCGAAGGCAGGAUUUUUGCUACAGCUCUUCGUCUGCAAGUCAUUGAACCGUGCGGGUGAUGGCUGGUGAGUGAGCAGCACUUUCAUUAUUUCUGCUGUAAA